Molecule: messenger RNA, 3586 nt
Organism: Oncorhynchus nerka (sockeye salmon)
Lineage: Eukaryota; Metazoa; Chordata; Actinopteri; Salmoniformes; Salmonidae
Product: B-cadherin-like
Biological process (GO): cell morphogenesis; homophilic cell-cell adhesion; adherens junction organization
Cellular component (GO): adherens junction; catenin complex; plasma membrane
Molecular function (GO): calcium ion binding; cadherin binding
Source: RefSeq, a predicted model, not a curated record
AUAGAUUUGAACGAGAGAGACGUUUCCCCUCUACUCGUAAACUGAUUACUUUUUACCUCUUGGUGGAACGACUGUCCAGAAAUUAUUCAAAACAAAUGGGGGCAUUUUGGUUUGUGGAGCUGGGCGUAUUAAUAUUAUUUCUCCAGGCUUUCAAACCAGGGUUGUCGGAGGAGUCAAAAUGUCUUCCAGGUUUCAAUUCAGAAAUGUACAUUUUCAAAGUGGAAAGAAAUCACUUACGAAGUGGCCGGAGUCUUGGAAAAGUGGUUUUUGAUGACUGCACCAGCCGUACCAGCUUUCUCUUUCACUCCGAGGAUUCACGCUUCAAAGUAGAUGGCGACGGGACGCUGAAACUGAAGAGGGGGCUGACUCUGCAUAAUGGACAUAAGGAGUUCUAUGUCUCUACCCAGUCCAAGGGCAAGAGGAUCACGGUUCCAGUCAGAGUGCUGCAUGAGGCCAGAAAUGGCCACCACCACAAUCACCAUGAGAUGACCACCCAGCCCAAGCCAGGAGAAAGUCUGUCUCUACCUGUUCUGAACUUCCCCAAGUCUUCAGGAGGUCUGAAAAGAAGGAAGAGGGACUGGGUCAUUCCUCCCAUCAACAUCCUAGAGAAUGGCAGAGGCCCGUUCCCCAAGAAUGUGGUGAAGAUCAAGUCCAGCAAUGAUAAAGAGGUGAAGAUCCAGUACAGCAUCACUGGCACUGGGGCAGACCUACCUCCUGUGGGACUCUUCACUGUGGACAAAAACUCUGGAAUACUCUAUGUGACCCAGUCUUUGGACAGGGAGAGAAAAGACCAAUACAUUCUCCUAGCCCAUGCUGUUGCAGUGGGUGCAGGUAGAGCUGAGGAUCCCAUGGAGAUCAUUGUGAAAGUCAUCGAUAUGAAUGACAACAAACCUGUAUUUACCCAAGAUCCAUUUACGGGAACAGUUCCUGAAGCAUCAAAACCAGGUGAUGAGGUCAUGCAGGUAACGGCCACUGAUGCUGAUGAGGAGGGCUCUGCCAAUUCUGAUGUCAGAUACACCAUUCUCAGUCAGGAGCCUCCACUACCGAGCCCCAACAUGUUUGUCAUCAACCCUGUGACUGGAGGGAUUCGGAUUAAAGCGCCUGGGUUGAACAGAGAGAAAUUUACCAAAUAUACUUUGGCAAUCCAAGCUGCUGAUAUGGAGGGAAAUGGCCUUACCAGCUUUGGCAAAGCCAUCAUUACAGUAACGGACAGCAAUGACAACGCGCCACAGUUUGUGACGCCUUCGUACACUGUGUCAGUCUCAGAGAAUAAAGUGGAUGCCUUGGUGGUGAAAAUGCCAGUGACUGAUGGAGAUGAGCCUCACUCCUCUGCCUGGGCCACCACCUACAAGAUAGUUGACGGGGACCCUCAAGACCUUUUCAAUGUGUGCACAGGCCCUAGCAAGCUGGAGGGCACCAUUAUGACAGUAAAACCUGGAGCAAGUCUGUCUCUACCUGUUCUGAACUUCCCCAAGUCUUCAGGAGGUCUGAAAAGAAGGAAGAGGGACUGGGUCAUUCCUCCCAUCAACAUCCCAGAGAAUGACCGAGGCCCGUUCCCCAAGAAUAUGGUGCAGAUCAAGUCCAGCAAUGAUAAAGAGGUGAAGAUCCAGUACAGCAUCACUGGCACUGGGGCAGACCUACCUCCUGUGGGACUCUUCACUGUGGACAAAAACUCUGGAAUACUCUAUGUGACCCAGUCUUUCGACAGGGAGAAAAAAGACCAAUACAUUCUCCUAGCCCAUGCUGUUGCAGUGGGUGCAGGUAUAGCUGAGGAUCCCAUGGAGAUCAUUGUGAAAGUCAUCGAUAUGAAUGACAACAAACCUGUAUUUACCCAAGAUCCAUUUACGGGAACAGUUCCUGAAGCAUCAAAACCAGGUGAUGAGGUCAUGCAGGUAACGGCCACUGAUGCUGAUGAGGAGGACUCUGCCAAUUCUGAUGUCAGAUACACCAUUCUCAGUCAGGAGCCUCCACUACCAAGCCCCAACAUGUUUGUCAUCAACCCUGUGACUGGAGGGAUUCGGGUUAACGCACCUGGGUUGGACAGAGAGAAAAUUCCCAAAUAUACUUUGGCAAUCCAAGCUGCCGAUAUGGAGGGAAAUGGCCUUACCAGCUUUGGCAAAGCCAUCAUUACAGUAAAGGACAGCAAUGACAACCCUUCGUACACUGUGUCAGUCUCAGAUAUUAAAGUGGAUGUGACUGAUGGGGAUGAUCCUCACUCCUCUACCUGUUCCACCACCUACAAGAUAGUUGACGGGGACACUCAAGGCCUUUUCAGUGUGAGCACAGGCCCUAGCAAGCUGGAGGGCAUCAUUACAACAGCUAAGCCGCUUGACUUUGAGAAGAACAACAAGUACACUCUGCUGGUCACUGUGCAGAAUGAAGUCCCAUUCGCAAUCAGCCUGUCCACCUCCACUGCUACUGUUGUAGUGAAUGUGGAGGAUGUGAAUGAAGCUCCAGUCUUCACCCCAGUGGAGAAGAUUAUCAGGAAACCUGAGGACCUCCCUGUUGACAGUGACCUGGUUCUGUACACCGCCACAGACCCAGACACUGCAAGGAAUCAGAAAGUCACAUACAAGAUACACAAUGAUCCUGCUGGAUGGCUAAGUAUCAACAAAGACACUGGGCUGAUCAAAGUCAAGAGCCUCAUGGACAGAGAAUCCACUUUUGUCCAAGACAACAAAUACUCUGUUAUUGUUCUGGGCAUCGACAACGAUGAAAUCCCGGCAACUGGCACUGGCACCCUUAUCAUAGAGCUGGAGGAUGUGAAUGAUAAUGCUCCAACCAUCGACGAGUGUGUGAUCAGGGUCUGCAACAAGGAGUCCUCCCCACAGCUGCUGUCAGUCACUGAUAAAGACAGCGCGGGCUUUGCUGCUCCAUACACUGUACAGCUUCAGGGGUUGUCCCAUUCUAGCUGGACUGCCAGAAUGAACAACACAAAGACUGGCAUUAUCCUGACACUGAAGACUGUGUUGGACAGUGGAGAUUACAUGGUUGUCCUGAGAGUGUCUGACAACCAGGGCCUGCACCAUGAAAGCACCAUCCAGGCCUCCGUGUGUGACUGUAAAGGAGCGGAUGUUCAGUGCACCGAUAAAGCUGUAACAGGCUUCGGCUCUAGCAUUCUGGGAAUUCUAGGAGCAGUCUUACUACUCCUAUUGUUGUCUCUUCUGCUGCUCAUGUUCCUGCGGAAGAGAGGUGGUGAGAAGGAGCCUCAGGAGGACGAUGUCAUCUACUACUAUGACGAGGAGGGAGGUGGUGAGGAUGACCAGGUGAAAGGGGACUCACCAGACUAGCUCAGAACAAGCCCAUUAGGUUCUCCCUAUAAAGACUAUCCUUAAGCAUGACAUUUAUUUUACUGAAAGCCUAAUCAGCCUUAGGAUUUUUUUGUUAACUGAGAUGAAUUAACAAGCUCAAUAAUUGCUUUUAAAAAUGUUUGAUAAACAUCUAAGUUUGGGUAUUUCUUAUUAUAAUCAAAUUGUUUUUUCUUUCUUGCUUCUGAAGAGUGAAUGAUGUAUAAAGGAUAUCCCUUUAGUACAAUGAUGGAUAUGUGAUGGGUUGUCGUUUAUUUAAUAAAACUAACAUUUAUUCA